Messenger RNA from Cryptotermes secundus, 2228 nucleotides. Its product is annotated as poly(U)-specific endoribonuclease homolog. The transcript has 5 exons. The coding region runs from base 148 to 1014 and encodes 288 amino acids. The record is from RefSeq and is a predicted model, not a curated record. Gene Ontology annotation, molecular function: RNA endonuclease activity. Lineage: Eukaryota; Metazoa; Arthropoda; Insecta; Blattodea; Kalotermitidae.
GCUCAGGCGCGUUGUGGAGGUCACCCCUGCUGAAACAUUGGCGGAUAUGCGUUAAUAGCUGAGAGAAAAGAAAACUUGGAGAAGUCGCUGUGUAGCUUUGCUGGAGGAAGGAGCGUUAAAGGAUAAAGAAAACAGCGGUCUCCAAGGAUGAAGUUCCUUUUUCUACUGGUUUUAACCUUGUUUAUCGUUGCCAUUUUGGGUGCUGAACGAAGUAAAAUAAGUGACAAGGAACUUCAAGCUUUCACUGAUGAACUGCUUAAGAAGGAUGUCAACAAUGCUGCACAGUAUGUUCACAUUAACUACCAGGGGAAUACAAAGUCCAGCAGUACAACAGAUGAAGCCCCAGAACCGCUUCUUGUGAUCAACAGUCGAGUACUCCAGAUUCCAACAAUAUCAAAGCUACGUCUGCUGUACGAUAACUACAUCCGUGAUGUAGGUGUGAAUGAGCAUGUCACGCCUGCUGAGCUGUCUGAGGAGAACAGUCUGUUAGACUCAUUCAUGGCCACACCUGUAAUGAAACACACCAUGCAUUUCCUGGCAGACAAAGGCUUAGUGAGUAGGGAUCCUAGAGCUCAGAAGGAGGCGCUGAAACAGAUCUGGUUCACCAUGUAUUCCCGAGGAGGUGGCAAGAUGGGAUCUAGUGCAUUUGAACAUGUGUUUCUUGGGGAGCUGAAACGGGGCGAGAUUUCUGGACUGCACAACUGGAUCUUCUUUGGUACUGAGGAGGCACAGAAGCAGGCAGACUACUUGGGCUACAUUAGGAAACUCGAACUUGGAGGGAAAGGAGCGAUCUUGAAAAUUCACUACAAGUGGGCCAAUGUGAUGAAACCUGUUGGCUCCAUGUUUGUUGGUACAAGUCCUGAGUUGGAGAUGGCUCUGUACACAGUGUGCUUCCUUGUGCACCCUGAUCAGAAGUGUCAUGUGCGCAUGGCAGGCAAGCACUUCAGCAUCAGAACACAUACUUACCGCUACCAAAGCAAGAACGUGAUAGGCAGCGCCUUCCCCGAGAUAUAAUGCAACGUUACUUGCAACACCAAUCUAUGUGGGGCAAUAUUUAUACUUAUUUUCAAUAAAGCAAAUUUCUGAGACCAUACAUUAGUCUCAUAUACUACAACAUUUUAUUUAUAGGUAAGUCAGAAUGGUGAAGGCUCAAAUUAGAAUUGUCAUUAUUUUCAUCAUAACCUGCUACCAUGACGUUGCUCACUGAUAAUUUAUGCUCAUUAACACUGAGGAAAAUGUGGAUAUAGCCAUAAUCCCACCAGACCUGCAGUGAAAACAAACAGUUGCCUUAAUUCAACUGUCCAGUGGACACAAUCUCCAUGUUUUACACAUACAAAAUUAUCAUUAUUUGAAAGCCAUGUCUGCCCAUUAUAUAUUCAGAAUGUCAGAGAACUUAGCUUAAAGCUCUCUCAACAUUACUGAAAAACCAGACUGAAACUAGAGAGUUCCUGACAAUCCCAUUUUAUUGUUGCAUUUGAACAUCUGACACAUUGAAUAUUUUGUUUCUAAAUUGCGUUCAUUUAACACUUCCAUGACAACCUAAAGUUUGAACUUUCAAGAAGUACUGAUAUAUGGCUUGAACUGAGUAGAAGAGGACUGCAGAGAGCUCUUUCUUUUUUAGCUGAUACUGACACACACUAGAUAUCUGUUUUAAGGGCAAUAUAGGUCACAUUUAACAAGGAAAGGGUUAAAGACAGGCGGAAGAAAAAAUUACUUAAGCUAGAUAUUUCUUGUCAGAAAAUACAUGGACAAAAGCAUAAAAUGAGGCAUCAGCAUUACAUUUUACAUCAUAUCAAAUAAUGAAAGUAGAUUCUUCAUUGUAUCAUUGUCUGUAUCUGACAACCCUAACUUCAAUGCACCUUGUCCUUCCUGCAUGGUUUUAAUUGCCGAAGUUCUUACUGUAGUGCAUUAUCAAAUGGCAUUACUUGUACUGGCUUCCCACCCAAGAUAACCAUCUGCCUCAAGGAGACCUGAGAAAGUCGUUAGUUGUCCUUGAAAGUUGGGCCUGGAUGAUGUAUACAAUGAACAAGAUAAUUUACCCACUAAAUCAUUCCCUGAAGAUGGAGGUAGAGGACUCUGAAAUGUUCAAUUCUGACUAUAAAUUGAUGUGGACUGUUGCCUGAGAAAAUUUUAUGAUUUUAUCAUUCUUUGUCACUUUGAAAGCUUAGAUGUAUGUUCCAUUUAAUGUUAAUAACAAUAAACAAUAAACAAUAAGUUAUAAAUAUUCA